This is a messenger RNA of Gymnogyps californianus (California condor), 909 nucleotides long. RefSeq names its product aquaporin-7-like. The coding region runs from base 1 to 909 and encodes 302 amino acids. The record is from RefSeq and is a predicted model, not a curated record. Gene Ontology annotation, biological process: water transport; glycerol transmembrane transport. The transcript is spliced from 7 exons. Lineage: Eukaryota; Metazoa; Chordata; Aves; Accipitriformes; Cathartidae. Gene Ontology annotation, cellular component: plasma membrane; basolateral plasma membrane. Gene Ontology annotation, molecular function: glycerol channel activity; water channel activity; urea transmembrane transporter activity.
AUGGAGGAGGAAUCAGGACAGAACCCCCGUGGCUGCAGGCUGGAGCCAGAGAGCAAAAUGCUGGAGAAGAUUCAGAAGGCACUCACAAUUCGUAGUGGCACCAUCAGGGAGCUGCUGGCAGAAGCGCUGGGGAUGUUCAUCCUCAUGGUCUUUGGCUUGUCUUCUGUGGCACAAGUGGUAUUAGGAAGAGGAGACUUUGGGCAGCAUCUGAGCAUCAAUUUGGGAUUUGGCAUUGGUGUUACCUUGGGCAUCCACGCGGCUGGAGGAAUCUCUGGAGCUCAUCUGAAUGCUGCCAUCACCGUUACACACUGCAUUUUAGGAAACCUCCCGUGGAGAAAGCUCCCAGCUUAUCUGAUCGGCCAGUUCCUGGGCUCCUUUACAGCAGCAGCCACUGUCUUUGGCCUCUACUAUGAUGCUCUGUACGACUACACCAAGGGGAACUUUACAGUGACGGGACCAACUGCCACGGCGUCGAUCUUCUCCACUUACCCCGCUCCCUAUGUAUCCUUGCUGGGGGGCUUCUUCACAGAGUUCAUGGCGACGGUGAUGCUGCUCCUGGGCAUUCUGAUCAUCCACGAUGAGAAAAACAAUGGAGCCCUGAAAGGCACGCAGGCCCUGCUCACGGGUAUCCUGGUCCUGGGCAUAGGCCUGGGGAUGGGGAUGAACACAGGCUAUGCCAUAAACCCCUCCCGGGACCUGCCCCCCAGGGUCUUCACAGCAAUUGCUGGCUGGGGAAUGGACGUCUUCACGGCUGGACAUCACUGGUGGUGGGUCCCACUCACAGCUCCGAUUCUGGGAAGUCUUGCUGGUGUUUUAAUCUACAAACUCUUCAUUGAUUUUCACAACCAACCUGUCCCGCAAAGUGGAAAUGAGAAAGGACAGCCAGUGGUGGAGACUUCUACACUGUGA